CAUAGAGAAAAUAAAUAAAACUCCAAAGAGACUUCUCUAUCUCUGAUGGAGGGCAUACGACAUCGUGGUGAUGGAACUAGCUCUGUGCGAACAGAUCAAUCUAUAUUUUCAUCUUCAUUAAGCGAUGUGUCGUCUAAUUCACCGCAUUCAAUCCAUAAACAUACAACCACCUAUGCACCAUUCUAUGAAGCUGACACUACUCCUUUUAUACUAUUCAAGUUCCCCAGGAUUAUAUUCAGAUGGUUCUAUACAUUCUCGCUUUUCUUUUUCAUGUUGAUUACCUCUGUUAUGAUUGCAGUCACACCAAUUGAUGUGAUUGCACAAACUUCUGGAUCAUCACUUUCGGGAAUUAAAGUAUUUAUUGUCAUUGGGAUAUGUAUUGUGUUUGUGAUAUCAAGUAUAGUAAUCUAUUUACUGAGAAUAUUUCAAAAUAGAGUUGCUAUGAAUGAUAUUCCUUCAAAAUCUGCAUAUAUUCCAGGGAAAGGUGAUUUACCUAAUAGAUGUAUCAAAGUAAUUGAUGAAAGAAUCAUUAAAUGUGAUGAGAUUAGUAUGAGAGCUGGUCCCUUGUAUAAUAAAGCCAUCAUCAUCAACCACGCUGGAAGAGCACCACCAGAAUAUGUUCAAAAUAGAAAUAAAAGUGCAAAUGGGGAAGGUACCUUAUUACCUCCUGAUUCAUGUUAUGAAGAUAUUAUUAGAAGUUUAGGUGAUAAAUUUAUGAUUGACGGAAGAAUUUUAACCCAGAUAGAUUUACCUAAAAACUUAUCAUUCAAAGAAAUAUUGAUUUAUUUAAUGGAAAUAUAUAAAAAUGAAUCACAUUUUAAACCUGAAUAUGGAUUAGUGAUUAAAAGAUUAAUUGAAUCAUAUGAAAAAUUCAAAUUUGGACCUGAUCUCAUUGAAGAAGCAGAGAUUAUUGAAUUUAUGCUUGAUUUUGAUACAUUGGUAAGAUAUCUACAAUAUAAUUAUAUUGAUAAUAUUGGAUAUAGUUCAAAAUCGAGAAGAAAUUCCAAAGUUAGACUGUUUAACGAUGCUAGUUUAUUGGAAAGGUCACUUUCAACUAGAGGCAGGUCCCACAGCUUUAUACAACGCCGUAAGAAUGAUCAGGAUGAUCAUCUUGAUAUUCCAAUAGUACGUACUAACACUGGUGAAUUGAUUCCAUCAUUCACAAUUGAUUCAAAUUCAGACGCAGCUGAUUCCAUUGUGUCCAACUUUCCAAGAGGUUCACAUGGUCGUAGUGGAAGUUUGGUGUCAGUGGUACAAAGUAAAUUAGCACUUGGUAGGAAAAAAUAUCGAGAAGAAUAUGAUCCUGAUUUAACUCGUGAUAUGGGUUAUGUCACUGAUAGUGAAGAUGAUGAAGAUGAUGAUCAACAUAGUGCUGAAGACUUUUAUAAUUUCAGACAUCGACGAAGUAGAUAGAUAGCAUAAGUAACCAAUAACCUAAUAAGAUUAUAUUGAUGC
[Candida] anglica is the source of this 1455-nucleotide messenger RNA. The record is from the annotation of a GenBank genome assembly. NCBI's taxonomy places the organism in Eukaryota, Fungi, Ascomycota, Pichiomycetes, Serinales, Debaryomycetaceae.